CUUCUCAAAACCUAUCGCAGUACGAUAUCCCUCAAUAACUCGACAUACCAAUGUGGCCGGUCGUGACUUCGGCUCUCCGUGUAAACUUGUUCAUUACUAGGCAACUUGUAUACAUGGGAAUAUUCUUUGUGGCUCUUUUGCUCGUGCUUUUGCCCAUUUCAUUGAUGACUUAUCUUAGUUUUUAUCGGAUGCUUAUUCCCGUGGAACGCGUUCAAACACCAACAAAGUUCACGGAGAUAGGCCCCAUCAUGAAACCCUCCUUGAUAACAGACAUAGAUAUCACGGGUGUCCGGGCCUUUUUGCAAGCAAACGACAACCUCACUUUUCUGGUCCGUCUAAACCUAGAUGCGAUCUGUAAGUACGAAACAGCCCACCAGUCGCUCACGUAUUCAUUCAAUCUUUGCCCCGAGCUCAAAGUACAGGACUGGCUCCUUGUUAAUUGUGACUCGAGGUACAUUUACGUGGAGAAAAACAAUUGGGUUCCAUAUAACUUGCGGUACUGGGUCCCGCCAAUUUUUGUCGAUGUAUUGAAAUUGGUGCGUGUUGACCACCCGCUAAUUCAACUUAAAGGACACGAAAUUCUUGCUGCUCUUCUGGGGAACAAGGCUAGUUUGACACUUGAAAAAAUGAACUUUCUAUUUCUUGAUUCACGCAAGACGCAUCUUGAUUUUGUUAUCGAGUGGGACGGACUUCGCUACUACCUCGUUAACUACUACUAUUCCAGUUUAUUCAUCGGCGCAGGCAGCUUCUGGGUUUUGAGCUCCUUCUUCUGCAUUGUUUCUGCGGUUGCGUUUCUGCAGCGUUUUCUCCGGGAAGAAGAGGAUAUCCGGACUAAAAAGACAUUAUGAAAGUUGCAUUGAGAUAAAAAUUUAUAAAAUGGAAAUCGCAUUCUACUUGACUCAUGAAGCAUUGAGUAACUUCAGCUCAGUGAAGUUGUCGAUAGGCAGAAGCGGAAUUAUGCGUGUAAAAUACUCCUCCUCACUAAUUUCGCUGGAGGCGACGGCCUCUCCUGCACCGUCUGAAACAAUAGGUAAAUAAUUGAUUUGGUCAGCCUCUACUUUGUCAAACAAGUAACUUUCAAAUUCAUCCACGAUUGCGUUCCAUUCAUUUAAUGCCUUAC
Molecule: messenger RNA, 1120 nt
Organism: Metschnikowia bicuspidata var. bicuspidata NRRL YB-4993
Lineage: Eukaryota; Fungi; Ascomycota; Pichiomycetes; Serinales; Metschnikowiaceae
Exons: 1
Coding region: 114-848 (244 amino acids)
Source: RefSeq, a predicted model, not a curated record